Messenger RNA from Temnothorax curvispinosus, 2688 nucleotides. RefSeq lists its product as uncharacterized. NCBI's taxonomy places the organism in Eukaryota, Metazoa, Arthropoda, Insecta, Hymenoptera, Formicidae. The coding region runs from base 650 to 2671 and encodes 673 amino acids. The record is from RefSeq and is a predicted model, not a curated record. Gene Ontology annotation, cellular component: plasma membrane. The transcript is spliced from 9 exons. Gene Ontology annotation, biological process: cell-cell adhesion.
UUUAGCUGAACUUCUUGCACGGUUCAUCGUUCUUCCUUUUUCUUCUCACGUUGGAGAGAAAAGGAGGAGAGAUGAACUGCGCAAGAAGUUCGGCUAAAAUAGAACAGAACUCCAUUGCACUGCCAUCGACGAGGGCUGCACUGAAAACAGUAGGAGCACUAGGAGCAGGGCGGAGGGAGAAGAAAGUGCAGUAUCACUGUUCUUUGUUUUCUCAAGUUUUGUGUACUUGAAAUCGUUUCGAGGAUCGGGGACAAAUUACUUUGGGACAGAACUGGAAAUUGUUGAUACAGCAUACAGCGUGAAAAUAUUGAAAAUAUUCGUGGACACAACAACUUCAAUCUCCACUUGUUUUUACGUAAAGGCGUCAGUAAAGGAGUUCUACCUAAAAAAACCCAAACUAUCCUGCAGUGUAAUUACACAAAUGGAAAUGUUUUUUGACAGUCCAGGCUGAAGAAAUCGUGAAGAAAUUACGCUAUAGGAUUUCCCCGACUCUUUCUAUCCAAUUGAGGGAUUUUACAAUUAAUAAAUACAAUAUGUGUGUAUUCACAUUGGAUUUAUUGGCCGUAUUGACCUCUGCAAAGAGGCAGAUGCCAUAAUUUAAAUAAGAAGAUAUUGGAUUUAUAGCGUCACAGUGAAUUAAAUAAUAACGAUGGAGGUGCCUGGCGUCGACGAGGAAGAUGAAGAUGUUGUGAUACAAGGUAGCGCUCUUCACGAGCAUCUUUCACAAUUAGGUUACACAGACUUUGAAAGUGUGCCUGUGCCCAAGAGAACGCAUUUUAAACAAGAGCAUUAUUUAAAUAUUGAUAUUAGAAACACCUUGAAGAAGAUUUACCGAAAAUUAUUUUCUCUUUAUUCUUGGAUAACGCAGGAGAAGAGUGUUUCCAAUGAGCAAUUGAACACUAUUUUGAGUGCAGAGACUUUGUUAAAUGACCAUUUUUCUAUUAUUAACGGCUUUGUAGCCAAGUGCGAUAAUAGUACUAAAAAAAUAACGCCGCAAGAACUAAUUGUGACUGGGGCUGUAUUAGUCUCUUCGAUGUAUGUUUCGUCAACGUUAUUUGCACCGUCCGCAAUUUGUUGCGUUGGUUAUGUAAAAUACUUGCGUUUUCGUGCAAAUAGAAAUCUAAAAAAUGUUGUAUCGUUACAAAAUGAACUUUUUCUCAUGUGUACAGACAGCCUUAAGAUCUUACGACGUGAUUAUAAAAUGAAAUUGGGCUUUGAAACGUGUCUUCAACAAUUUUCUCGUUUCUUAGGUGAAAAGUUGCAAUGUCUGGAAUCUCUGAGAGAUACUUUAAUAAGAUUUAUGGAAAAUAUUUCCCGUGUAUAUUACGAAUGUUCGCUGUCAAUUGCGAAAUUGCUGCCACCGGAUGUGCUUAGCGAAGAGCUGUUUACAAAGUUUGAACGUAACUCGUUUGAGACAUCUGGCGAAAUUGAUUAUCAAGCAUUAAAGAGAUCGUAUCACACAUAUCUUCUGGUCCAAUCAGAAAUGUUGUAUUUAUUAGCUGUCGCAUAUGAUAGUAAUACUUGGAUAUAUUCUUGCCAGAAGAUUCCUGAAACAAAAUUAGCUCAUAUAAUUAAUAUCUUGGUUAAAGAACUGGCGGUAUAUAAAGUUAAAUUGUCGGAAGUUAUUAACGCGUAUCGUACUUGCAAAACGGAACCAGUUCGAUAUAAAACACAGGACAAAGCUAAAUGGCACGAUCCAACUGUCCAGCUGGAUUUAGCGUCAUACAAACUGCAAUUGGCCUACAAUCAAGUUUUCUCGACAUUUAAAAAUAUCGAGGACUGUAUUAAUCAGGACAUUAGUAUCGAUAACGAAACAGCUGAUAUGCUGAUGCAAAAGUUGGAUAAAGCAUUCAAGGAGAUCGGCACGGCUAAGAGUCUGGCAGAAUUUGUUGUUCUAUUGAUGGCAAGAUCGAGAUUCAGUGAUCUGAAGGGCAGUCAGCCUGUAACCGAUGAUACUACGAUAAAUCAGAAUCCCGAUUUGCCAGUAAUAAUCGAUUCGGAUCCGCAGAUCCUUGACGAGGUAUUCGAAGAGUAUAUCAAAGAGGAGUAUUUAAAACCGUUGGACGAAGAUACGGAUGAAUGUUUGUUAGAGCAACGAAAGCUGGAUAAGCUUCUAGCGAAAAAUUUUAUGAUCGAAUUGAAAGAAGCUUUAAUUGAUAAACAUAAGUCUAUGUCCGAACGAGAAGCCAGGGCGCUGCAACGUAUAUAUAAAAACGUAUUGAGCGAUCCUGCGUCGAGUACCGAGGACAAGGACCGCCAGGUUGUAGCUCCUCCUCCACCGCCAAUGCCUUCUUACUGCAUGUGGUCAACGCCAUCAAGCGACACUAAUUCAGAUCGUAAAGUAAUUUCUCAUAUUUAUAAGAUUAAACAGGAUGAUCCGUCUAUCCGAAAAGAAUCCAACGAGUCAGACGAAGAAAAGGAUCUUAUAAGAGCUUUGAAAGGGAAGAACAUUUUUGAUACACCAUCCACUGAAGUCUGCGAAAACGGGGAUGAAGAAUCUGUUGCAUCCUUGCCACAGAUUCUUCUCGAGACUCAAGCCACGCGAUUUAUCACCAGGCUACCAGCACCUUUUCUCCACGAGGAAACGUUUAUAGGAAGUGGUGAAAAUUCUGAGGACGAGAUCGUAGACAAUGCAAGUGAUUGUGAGGAAAAUGAUAAAAACUCUCAAUAAUAAAGAUAUAAAUUUGA